AUGUUAGAUGAAAUUCAUAGACAAGAACGUGAAGAGAUGGAAAACAAGCUUGAAGCAAAAGACAAAAGCCUUCAGAAAAGAAUACCACGUUCGGUACCAAAAGGAAAGGAAAAGAACUAUAAGUAUAUGAUUUAUACUGAAGAGAUGGAAAAUGAAGAAGACAGAGAUAUGGUUAUGUUGCAUUUAGUCAGAAGAAACAACAAAAGCUUUUACGACCUUGCUAAGAUUUACAAAUCUGACAGAAAUUGGUUCUAUCGCGAAAACUUACCGAUUUCAAUGACACCGAAUGAAGAUGUGAAACAAAUAGUUCAAGAUACGUUACCUCAAACACACUAUGAUAUUAAAGGUUGUACAAUACUUACCUUCAAAGAAGAUUUGCCGCUACUGAAAGAAAAAAUAACAGAGUAUUUUGACAACUUCAAACAAGUAGAGUAA
Molecule: messenger RNA, 435 nt
Organism: Trichomonas vaginalis G3
Lineage: Eukaryota; Parabasalia; Trichomonadida; Trichomonadidae
Exons: 1
Coding region: 1-435 (144 amino acids)
Source: RefSeq, a predicted model, not a curated record